AAUCGGACACGUUUCAUCUCUUGCUUACCAUCUCUCUCAGCACACUCUCUCUUUCACGCACUCUCUCGCUCUUUCUCUCUCUCCUCAUAACGGUGGAGCUUCAGCGGGUACACGACCGGCUCCAGAUGGCCAACCAGUAUCUGGCGCUUCAACCAGCACGCACGGUCACAGUCUGCUUUGAUCCGUCUCGGAAUUCGGAAGUGUGUUGUACCAGCACCACCGCCGUCCAACACCAAAAAAGUCCCACCCCGCAUAGCCAAAAGCCCGGGCCACCCCCUAUCUGGAACCACCCUCCCGUUCGAGUUCCCCUUUCCCGGAGUGUCCGUUCGUGUGCGUGUGUGUGCGUUUGUGAGUGUAUUUUCGGUGUGGUGAUUAAAUUUCUCCCAAAAAAUAAGGUGCAAAGGAGACUGGGCUUUCCUUCUCGUGACGACAACAGCCGACGACUAUACAGCACAAGGCACACAGGCACACCUCGUCCAAAACGCUGCAGAUAGGAAGGAUACUGUUUUUGGAGUUAAUUACACGGAUUAGCAGCAGAACUGACGUAAAAAAUGACCGAUAAAAUCGACCUCAGCAAGGCCCCCGAAAGCUAUGCCCCGUACAACUUCAACCUUUCGGACAAGUUCAAAAUUAUGGCACAAGAUGAGCUGCGCGAAGAUGACGAUAUGCGUGAGAAUGCACUGAAGCAGUUCCGCGAUUGGAUCGCCAAACAUCCACUGAUCAAGAAGUGUCGUACGGAUGCACCGUUCCUGUUGAGAUUCCUACGUACGAAAAAGUUCUCCAUUCCGGCUGCGACAGAGAUGUUGGAGAAGUACCUCACGAUCAGACAGGUCUAUCCGCACUGGUUCUUCAAGCUGGACAUUAACGAUCCCGACCUGGAAGCGAUCAUCGAUAGCGGAUAUCUGUUCGCGCUGCCCGAGCGCGAUGAGCUCGGCCGGAAGAUCAUCUUCUCCAAUGCUGGGAAGUUUGACACGAGCCGGUUCACUUCCGCUCAGCUGAUCAAGAUCCACUCGAUGGUGCUGGAGGCGCUACAAGACGAGGAAGAGUCACAGAUCUCGGGUUACAUUCACGUGACGGAUGAUUCGGAGCUAAACAUCGGAUUUUUGGGCAUUUGGUCGUUUACGGACAUCCGCAAUCUGGCGCACUGCGUGCAGAACUCGUUGCCGAUGCGUCAGAAGGAGAAUCACUUCGUUAACCUGCCAUCCUUUGCGAACAAGCUGUCCGAGUUCAUCCUGUCGGUGUUGAGCGAGAAGCUGCGCAACCGUGUCUUCGUGCAUCGGGGCUGGGACGAGCUGAAGACGAAGAUCAAUCCGAAACUGCUGCCCAAGGAGUACGGUGGCACCGUGCCAAUGGCGGAGUGUAUCGCGCUGUUCAAGAAGCAGCUCAAGGAGCGCCGUGAUAUCGUGCUCGCGCUGGACGAGAUGGAGAUCGAGAUCAACAAGAGCACGAUCCCGUGGGCUGACAGUACGGAUGCGGACAUAGCGAGUGGCGUCAUCGGAAGCUUCCGCAAGCUGGAGGUGGAUUAAGAUUUCAGGACUUUCUCCCCCUCUCUCUCUCUCUCUUUCUGUAGCUAUACUUUGGCAAGCGAUACUUUGGGGCGAUACUUUGGGGCGCUUUGUUAGAUAAGUAAGCUUUAGUAAAAUGUUAUUCGAAGGUUUAUGUGUUCCAUCAGGGCACAGGUUCCCCAACUCCCUCUUUAAUAGGGCCGUUCUCACGGUCAAUCCUCAACGAUUACUUUUAAGCAACCGAGCGGCGACACAAACAGUGACACUCGCUACGCCGGGAAGGUGGAAUACAGUUACCAAAACAGUCGACCGUUUGCGCUGGUCCAAUACUUCCUCAUCUCGCACAGAGCUUUUGGAUGGAUGCAUUGGGCAAACGCGGACGAGUCGCGUUACUUCUUAAUACGUUCUUCUCAUCCUUCCUUACGACGGAUGGACAGUUGCUUCAUCGACGGUUUGAUUUCCUUCGUUUUGUUCCGCAUUCUGCUCCGAAGCUAUCACGUGCAACUGUGUUAAGGUUAGGGAAUGUUACUUCAACGGCCAACAUUUACAUCUCGCCUGUGAUCGAGCUUCUUGUGUGCUUUGUUGCGUUAUUGUUGUUGGUUAAAUUAUUGUUUUCUGUUGUACGCGUUACGAUCCGUUUCAGUAGAAAUGCACUGAAAUAUAGCAGUAUUGGACAAUUCGCACGAAAAGGUCGCGAUCAGGGGUGGAGAGAGCUAACACGCGCUGCUGACACAGAUGAAUUGUAAUCGUUAGCUACUAAGUAAGCACAACUGGACACAAAUAUAUUCAAUUAUAACCUUUUAG
Messenger RNA from Anopheles stephensi (Asian malaria mosquito), 2309 nucleotides. Its product is annotated as clavesin-1-like. The transcript has 2 exons. Bases 552 to 1526 code for a protein of 324 amino acids. Gene Ontology annotation, molecular function: phosphatidylinositol bisphosphate binding. Lineage: Eukaryota; Metazoa; Arthropoda; Insecta; Diptera; Culicidae. The record is from RefSeq and is a predicted model, not a curated record. Gene Ontology annotation, cellular component: membrane.